AUCACUAAUUAUAAAUGAAUUUUAUUAUCACAAUUUCUGUAAUGUAUAUCAUCAACAAUUGAACACCUGGCAUGACGUUCAUCCAGCAACUCAUCUUGAUUUAUUUUGCGUGAAUAGACAGUUGUAAUAGUGUGGUACUAGUUAACAAGUGUUGACUACGUCGUUGACUCCAUUUGUUCAACAAUCGUGACUGGAUACCGAAAGCGAAUACCAAACACCCAUCGACGGAAAAUCGUCUUUUACAUUUGUUUUUUUUAAUAUGUCAUACACCGUGGAGUACAUACAGAAUAAGCUGUCUGAAAAGCUGAAGGCUUCUCACGUGGAGGUUGUAGAUCACUCAGAUGGUUGCGGGACUAAAUUAGUCGUGUUAGUCGUCUCAAACUCGUUCGCAGGAAAGCCUAUGCUACAAAGACACAGACUAGUCAAUUCCACAUUGAAAGAAGAGUUGAAAAGUAUACAUGCUUUCUCUCAGAAGACCCUUACGCCAGAGGAGUGGGAAAAACAGAAGGCUUAACUGUGCAUGUCUUUAUUGAUGUCGUUAUAUUUUGUUAUUCUAUAAAAUAAUUAUCAAAGUUUUAUACACAA
Molecule: messenger RNA, 585 nt
Organism: Athalia rosae (coleseed sawfly)
Lineage: Eukaryota; Metazoa; Arthropoda; Insecta; Hymenoptera; Athaliidae
Product: bolA-like protein 2
Exons: 3
Coding region: 260-514 (84 amino acids)
Biological process (GO): intracellular iron ion homeostasis
Cellular component (GO): cytosol; nucleus
Molecular function (GO): 2 iron, 2 sulfur cluster binding
Source: RefSeq, a predicted model, not a curated record